Messenger RNA from Drosophila subpulchrella, 2776 nucleotides. It is a transcript of the gene Liprin-beta, whose product is annotated as liprin-beta-2. The record is from RefSeq and is a predicted model, not a curated record. Gene Ontology annotation, molecular function: protein binding. The transcript is spliced from 3 exons. Bases 232 to 2274 code for a protein of 680 amino acids. Gene Ontology annotation, cellular component: presynaptic active zone. Gene Ontology annotation, biological process: neuromuscular junction development. NCBI's taxonomy places the organism in Eukaryota, Metazoa, Arthropoda, Insecta, Diptera, Drosophilidae.
GUUUCGACAAGCAACGCCUGGCGAUAUCGAAGUCCGAUAGGCCUAAACUAUUUUCGUGAUAUUUUCCCCCAUUAGCCCUAAAAUUAAUAACCAUAAAUGCCAAUUUGCCACGAACGUAUGCGAAAUGACGUGCCUUGCCUGAGCUGCUUACAUAACGAUGCACUAGCCGCGCAAUAGACGGCCCACACACAUCGAUCACCCGGGAUUAGCGAGGCUUACGACUUGGACUCCAUGGCGACAGUGACGGAGGGCAGCAAAAUGCUCGAGGCGGCGCUCCAGCAGAUGGACGGCCUCAUCUCCAGCACGGCCACCCAGGCGGGAGCGGGAUCGGUAGCUGGGGCAGGGGCUUCCCUGACCCUCAGCGAGCGCAACUUGAUUUCGGCCACCAAUGUGCUGUCCACAGCAAAAACUUUGGCUCUUGCCCUGCAACAGGUCGGCCUGGCUGCUCCAGCCCCGGAUCCUGUGACGGCGGCCAUCAUCAGCGACUGGCUGGAGACGCACAUACCGCGCCAGGACUCCGACGAGCGGAUGCGUCGCCUGCAGCGCGACAAGGAGGGCCUGGCCCUGCAGUAUCAAAUGCUGGCCGAGCGCGUCUCGGAGCAGGCCGACAAGAUCAUCGAGCUGGAGGGCCUGAUAACCGAAAAGAGCCAGCAGUUGUGCAACAAGGAGGAGCAGCUGCAGCGCCAGAUGAUUUCGCGCUCGGCUUUGGAGACACAGAAGCUGGAGCUGAUGAGUGCCUUAAGUGAGCUGAAGCUGCAUCGCACUGCCCUGGAGCAGGCCAACGAUGGAGGUGGUGGCAUUACCGCCACUAUUCCAUAUGGCAGUCUGAGCAAUAUCAACCAGAAGGCCUUCAUGGGUUCUCCCAAGACGCCGCCCUCGGCGCUGCGCCACCAAAUCAAGCCGCAGUUCCACAGCCUGCCCCGGUCGCAUGGCAAGUUGGCCAACAACAAUAACAACCGUGCCUUGGACGUGAAUGCCAACAGCAGCGGCAAACAGCGGAACGUGGCCUUUGCCUCGAACGAACAAAUCUUGAUCGAGGACAAUCCUCACCAGGCAGAGGAUGUCAUGACCUCCAGCUUCAUGUCGCAGUUCACGCCCUCGCCAAAGCUGAGGGAACGAUCUGCCCGCGGCUUGCGCAACAUACUCGGCAAGUUGCGGCGCAGCAAUAGCAGCAACUGCGAACUGACCGCCUUGGAGCAGGCCGAGCCGCAGUUUCGACGCGGAGGAUCCAGAUCGACCGCCGGUGGACGCAUAGAGUGGAGUGCCCAGACGCCGCUGUUUGGAGAAAACGAAAAGCACUGGACCACUUGGGGAGUUCAGGAGGUGUGCAACUGGCUGGCCUACAUGGGCCUGGGAUGCUACGAAGAUAAUUGCCGAAAAUGGCUGAAGGCUAGUCCCUCUGUGUCAAUCUUCACCGCCUCGCCAGUUGAUAUCGAACGAGAGCUCAAUCUAAAGCUGCCGCUUCACCGCAAGAAGAUUAUGCUGGCCAUCGAUGAGCUAACUGGAAAGGAAUUCGACGAUCUUACUUUAAAAGCAUCCAGCUUGGAUGUGGCCUGGGUUCUGCGCUGGUUGGAUGACAUUGGUCUGCCCCAAUACAAGGACUACUUUAUGCUGGCCAAGGUCGACGGUCGAAUGCUGCACCGCCUAACGCUUGAGGAUCUGUCCCAGCUGCAUGUCAGCUCCUGCCUGCACAUAGCCUCGCUGCGGGCGGGCAUCUUGUGCAUGCGCCGCAUGUCCUGGAACGCAGAAGGACUGAUAAGGCGCUCCAUCAAGGUGGUCAGCGAGGAUGAGGGUGCAGCCAGUCCGGACAAGGAGAACGUGGAGCUCUGGACAGCCCAUCGCAUAAUGGGCUGGUUGCAGACCAUCGACCUGUCCGAGUACACGCCCAAUCUGCGUGGUGCUGGUGUCCACGGGGCUCUGAUGCUGUACGAGUCGCGAUUCAAUGCGGAUUUGCUGGCCGACCUGCUGUCGAUACCGCCAAGCAAGUCCCUGUUGCGCCGCCAUUUGGCCAUGCACUUCAAGGAGCUGGUGGGUCGGCCGGUGAUCCUGAGCAAGCGAGAUGCCGAAUCGGCACCCGGCUACCAGCCGCUGAACAUCACUGCAAAGUUGAAGCCGGUGAAACGCACGCAGUUCUCGCUGAAGCGCCGCAAGAGCUCCAAGGGCCAGAGCGACGUAGACUGGACGGAGUACGUAUGCCCCAUGAAUGCCAGGGUGCCGGAGUACUCUCUGGUGUUGACGGCCAAGGAACAUGAGAGCUCAAUGAGUUCGAAUUGAUGACGAAGUCGAAGGACGCACAAAUCGAUUGCAAGCAAAAGGAAACGUGUUUUUUAGUUGUAAGCCCAAGCCUGGCCCAGGAUACCCAAAUGAAUGAACUGCCACCUGAACUAAUCAAGCAACCAAAUCCCCAAAUCGAACGACAAUAUUAGUGAGAAUUUAUCUGAGCACGGGCUCGCCCCAUCUUCCAAACAUCUUUCGAUCGAAUUCGAGUCAAAAUUCAAUCGUCUACCUAAGCAUACCAGCAAACAUUUUGGAAAUUUUUUAUAUAUUAACUGUAACUAACAUUUAGGAUAAUCUGGAACCGGGAUGCAAUGACAUCUUCUAUAUAAGCAUAACGAUGAUAACGAGAAGUAUUCGCAAUGGCAUUGAAACGACCUUGAGAGCGAGCAUAACCCUAAAAGACUUAUCGCCCAUUUUGGAGUUUAUCUUUUGUACUAACACGUUACUGUAUUGACGUAUAUUUUGUAAAAUACAAACUACGAUGCCUUUUUACCAUAGA